This is a messenger RNA of Dermacentor silvarum, 1430 nucleotides long. RefSeq lists its product as uncharacterized. The record is from RefSeq and is a predicted model, not a curated record. The transcript is spliced from 2 exons. Gene Ontology annotation, cellular component: nucleosome. Bases 433 to 1302 code for a protein of 289 amino acids. Gene Ontology annotation, molecular function: DNA binding; structural constituent of chromatin; protein heterodimerization activity. Lineage: Eukaryota; Metazoa; Arthropoda; Arachnida; Ixodida; Ixodidae.
GUGCUUUCCAGCAGCUACGAAGGUUAUAAUGCAAGCGUAGUCGUGGUAAAGAUGCAUGCAACGAGUAAUUAAAACGAGAAUGCAAGGAAGCUUUUUUUUUUUUUUUUUUCUUCCGGGGAGGUGGAACUCGAGCAGCGGGCGCAACCUAGCACCACGAGUUGUUGGAUUGUUCGUUUUGUCGUUGCGAAUGCAGGGCGAGGCGUUUUUAUUUUUGUUAAUUAAUUUUCCAAGGAACAAAAGUCACUAACUGCAGCAACAAAAAAUAAAAUUAGGGCACAAUAGGCCUGCGUUGCAGUGUUAUGUGCAAGUGCACGAUUGUUUUGUUUUGCUGAAGCCAUUUAUUUCAAUUUCACUCCGCGCGUGGUCAAUAGAGGGCUCAGUGCGUCCACCAGCGACACACUCGCGAAGAGAAGCGGCGGCGCCGGUGAGCCAAUGGGCGCGCGCCGCUUGCUUUCCUCCUUGCCCCCCUUCCUCCGGCGGCGGCGAAGCCGAGUUGGGCCGCGCGCGCCCGGGAACACGGCAUUCGCUUUCCUGACUCGCUCCGAAGCAGCAGCAACAGCCGAAAUGUCUGGACGUGGCAAGGGCGGCAAGGGGCUCGGCAAGGGUGGCGCCAAGCGUCAUCGCAAGGUCUUGCGUGACAACAUCCAGGGCAUCACCAAGCCUGCCAUCCGUCGUCUCGCUCGCCGUGGUGGUGUCAAGCGCAUCUCUGGCCUGAUCUACGAGGAGACGCGCGGUGUCCUCAAGGUGUUCCUCGAGAACGUGAUCCGGGAUGCCGUCACCUACACUGAGCACGCCAAGCGCAAGACCGUCACAGCCAUGGACGUCGUGUACGCUCUGAAGCGCCAGGGCCGCACCCUCUACGUUUGGACGCUCCCGUCUCCUUCUUCCGCUAUGGCCAGGACAAAGCAAACCGCCCGCAAGAGUACCGGCGGGAAGGCUCCGCGUAAGCAGCUUGCCACCAAGGCUGCUCGCAAGAGUGCACCUGCCACCGGCGGUGUCAAGAAGCCGCAUCGUUAUAGGCCGGGCACCGUGGCCCUGCGUGAAAUCCGUCGUUACCAGAAGUCGACCGAGCUGCUGAUCCGCAAGCUGCCGUUCCAGCGCCUGGUGAGGGAAAUCGCGCAGGACUUCAAGACCGACCUGCGAUUCCAGAGCUCGGCUGUGAUGGCUCUUCAGGAGGCUAGCGAGGCCUACCUGGUCGGUCUCUUCGAGGACACCAACCUGUGCGCCAUCCAUGCCAAGCGCGUUACCAUCAUGCCCAAGGACAUCCAGCUGGCCCGCCGCAUCCGUGGCGAGCGUGCCUAAGUUCGACCGCUGUCUGCACCGCGCAGCCUUGCGUCAGGCAAGCAACACAAAACGGUCCUUCUCAGGACCACCUACAUGUCUGCUUCGGCUACGGGAAUACGCGAGACCACGUACUCCGAACCGUACCC